GCUUAACCGACAUCCAUGCAAUGAGCCGAACGCUUACCUGUUCUAGAUGUAUUUCUUUGAAUUUCGUACUAAUCUUACGAUCACAAGCUAAAUAAAGUGAGAUUGUUGCUUAAAUUUAUUUAUUCUUGCAAGACAUGUGUAGUAACCGAAUAAGUUUUACUAACAAAUUUUUUUAUAGUUUUUUUCUGUAGUAUUGUAUUGUUUGAUUUUGAUUUUGACAGUAUCAGAAUUUAGAAUUCCUUCUAGGAAACUAUCAAGAGAAGGUAACCAUUACUUUGAUUCAUGAUUCGUUCGUAUUCUAUUCAAGGUUUUCUCAAACACUAACAUAGUCGUCGACCCAAUGCGGGGCAAGUCGUUCCUGUGAAUAUUGAAAUCACUUCCGGUUAGAGCUGUGGCACGAAGCUGUGUAAACAAAGUAGCGUGUGCAUUAUAAAUCCGUGAAAUCGUUUUUCGUUUGUUUGCCGAGAACAUAGAUAAUGAAUUUGAUACAAAAAUUCUCGCAGAAACCUAUGGUUUGUUGAGUAAAUGGCGCCGACAACGACGGGGAACAAAUGGCCGAAUGCCGAACAUCGAGGUCCGAUCGCAGUAAAAUUUAUUUUUAAAAAUCGGAAGUACUCUGGUACUUUAUAUUUUAUGCUCGAUCUUGUCAGCGGAUGAAUAUUUUUCAGGAUGCAGAAUAAGUCUCUUAUCAAAGGAGAAUUACCUUGCAUAUAUAUCAUUCGAGUCUGCAUACAGAUGAAGACAACAGUUGGCUUGAAAAGCUAACGCCUUGGCAAGUGAUGUGAGUUAGGUAGGUAGGGCAGGCAUUUCAUAAUGUUCACCACCACUCACAUCCAUGCUUAUCAGCAUAGGAGACCAAGUGCUCUCCGCACAUUUAUCACAUCGUCAUCUUUCGGCCGUCCCGAUUCCAAGGAACCAUUGCGCCGUGGAAUCCUGCUAACUGCUGUUGCGUGUGUCCUGCUCCUCAUUGGCAGUCUUCUAACAUGGCUAGGAUUCAAUGAUGUGUUUGGUGGGAAGAUGUCAAUGACAGGGCCGCUUCUAAUAGCCCUGGCACUACUGCUGCUGCUGCUAUCUGUACGUCAGUUUCUUCUGGCUUGUAAACGCAAUGGCAACACCCGUUCUUCUAUGCGCCUUGAUGCAGUGAGUGGGGGUACAGUCACUGCAGUGGUGGUGAAUCAUGAUGAUGGCCUCCACCCAGCUACUAUCAUCAUGGAUCGUUAUGAUCGCAUGAGCUAUGAACAUGCUGCAGCUUUUCACAGGCACUCAGUAGAUGACUGUGCCCCACCAUCCUACCAUGAAGUCACCCAGAUGAGUAGCAGUAGCAACACGCCAUCUUGCACCACACAUGAUGAGCAAGAUGAGUUGCCCCCAACCUACGAGGAAAGUCUGGGUGCUGCUGCUUUUCCUUCCCAUAUCAUGUCUCUCCUUCACCUGCCUAUGCAGAGCACGAAAUGGGUAUUCUCAUAUCUACUCCCAGUAUACCUUCAGUUCCUUCUUGCACAGGGUAUGAAGCAGUUCGAGUCACCAUGAGCACAUCAGCCCAAUUGUCGGGAAUCCUGGGUUCAGAGUCGAUGUCUGCACAGUGCCCAGUCUUACCAGCAGCAACGGUUUACCCAAACAGCAUAAGCAAAUCUUUACUUGGAACAGGGCUACCUUCGCUGCAACUGGAUCCUCACCCAAGCCCCUUGCCUGCUCACUCCAAUCAUUCUAUCUUCCUCCAUCAGUCUGGUGCCCCAGCAGGCAUUUCUUCGGGCCAGAGGCUGACCCCACCACCCCUGCAUCAUAUGUCUGCACCAUCUUCACCUCGCCAACUGUCUGCUCCUGCUUCUCCUCGUCACCUUUCUGCACCAUCGUCUCCUCGUCCACCAGGAAUCCCAAGUUCUCCACAACACUUGUCAGCACCAUUAUCACCGUGUCAGCUUUCAGCCCCUUUAUCACCUGGCCAGUUUCACUUUCCCCCUCCCCCUCAGCUGUGGGCUCCUCCACAUUCGUCAGAAGCACAAGGCACUUCCCAUGAUGGAUACACCUGUUUCACCUUCAACUUUUCUGUCGCAUUGCCACAAGAAACUCAGAUCAUGUCUCCCACAGCCCAUGCUUUGCAGAGUCACCAGGCUUUCCCAACUAUGGAAUGGUCAUCAACUAUAUGUUCUUCCACAGUAGGCUUCACUCGUGGACAGAGUCAGAGACAAUUUGACAGUUUGGGAAGAAUGAUGCAACCAGUGUCUGCUCAGCAACAACAGUGUUACACAGCUUCCCAUGGACCAUUUCCAGCCCACACAACACCUACGUGUACAUCCCAGGGGGAGGCAAGACGGCAUCAGAGAGUUACUCCUUUGACUGACAUCCAGGAAAGUAUAUGAGGGUACAUGACCUGAGUGAAAGCACUUGAGCUGUCAAUGCACAUGACAAAAUUCUGGUAGUCUUUUUUUUUCAGGUCCAUCCUUUAACACUAUGUAUUCUUCAGCCAUUUUAUUAGGGCUUACCUAUUUGGUUUUUUUAAAAGUACUGCCAAAAGAAUUAAAAUGUACCAUUGUCUGUUGGAAUCACUUAGCAUCUAAAUGUUUCAUGGAAGUGCCAGUCUUCUAGUUGUUUGUUACCUUCGCAAAAGCAUUUUUGUUUGUGACUGUUUAAUGUUCUAACAUAUCUUAUUUAUAAUUUUGUUUUUUGCUUGCUACCUUUAUGCUGAUGCAGUAGUCUCGAGGAAGAGAAGCACAGGAAAGAGAAAUGUGGAGAGGAGUUUUUCUUCCCUAUGAGGGGAAGGUAUUUUUGAAAAAAAACCUUGUAGCUGAACAGGGAGUGAACUUUUCAUUGGUUCACAUUUUGAGGGGAAAGCAUGUUUAAAAUUGAGCCCUAUAUUUCCACCAGCUUUUUACCUCCCCUGAUAAAUAUUCAUAUGCUCGAUGGGCAACAGGAGUUGUGCAUCACAGGCCUCAAAACCUUCAAUUGGAGAACUGCUCCAGAGUUAAGCACACUAUACACUAGAACAUGGCGCCGUCCCUUAUUUAUUUAAUCUUAAUUUCCCAGAUCAUGUGUAUUCAAUCUAUUUGCACACUCCCCUAUUGAUGUUUUGGAUUCUGCUUGUAAUUGGUCACAGUAUACACCCAGGAAUGUGCAUUUCUUUAAGCAGGUGGUGAACCUGCCUUGUAACUGAAUCAAUUAGUAUAUACGGGUAACCCAGCUGUUUGUGUGUGCAAUCAACGAUAACAAUCAGUCUGUUUCGUGUUUGUGUCGUGUAUCUGUGAAGUCAAGAAGCAUUGAUCUUGUUGAUUAGAUUUGAUCGAGCAUGUGCAAUAUGUGUGAUUUCUAAAAUUGCUUGAGACUAGCCGGAUAGUUAUUUUUAAUAUUUAAAAUUUAAUAUUUUAGUGCUUUGACAUAUGAUGCAAUUAUCAUCAUAUAAGUGACAUCUGCUUUUUUUUUUAAAAAUUGUAUAUAUGUUUAUUGAAUGCUUGACCAACAACAAAGGAGAAAUGUGUGUUCCUGAAAAUUAAUAUAUGACUGGACUUGUUUUGAAAAAAUGGAAUAGUGUUUCAGUAUUCUGUUACAUUUUAAAAGACUGUAUUUUAACUAGGCUAUCAUUCAGGUUCUGUUUCAACUAAAUAAAUGGUUCCAAGUACAUGUAUUUCCAGAUUUUUAACUAUUGGGGUUAAUUUUAAAAAAAAGUAGUUGCUUCAUUCUUGGACAAAAUGUGUCAUCAGAUGAUUAGCUGCUGCUUCUUACAGUAGUUUUCAGUUAACUUUUUGGUCUCUUCUGGAAUUUUUUUUUAAAUGGAUAGGUAAGCUAGCACUGUCUAGUAUCUGCCUUUUUUAAAAAAAUAUAUAUAUUCCCUACUUUUUCCCAUACAACUUCAUUGCUGGAACUCCUCAGAGUGUAUGUUUUGUAUUUGGCUGUGAAAUCUUUGUGAUAAUGUUGUUUUAUUUUUUAAAAUUCAGUUAACUUUAUUUAUUAUAUUUUUUGACAGACUUUGUUACCUUUUGUAAUAUUGAUUACACAUGUCAUUUAUGACCAGUCCAUUACAUAUAUAUAUAUGUUGUCUGCAUGAUUCAACCAUUACAGUAAAACCUCUUUAUUAAGACCUCAGUUACAACCCACAAAAUGCUAUGUAAACAUCAUCUCUUUUACGACUACCUCCCCAACCUGACUUAUGAACGACAGUUUGUGAUAUUUUACAACCUUUUUGCAAACGAUGCAUAAUGAAAAAAAACAUAGUACAUUUUAAAAAGCUGCUUCUGGUAGGCUGCUUCUCAUAUAUUACAUUUUCUAAAAAAAAUCACAUAAAUUUUGAAAGAGACUGCUUGUUCCAUGGGUCACCUGUCAUAUCACACCAGUCAUAGCUGACAUGUUGUCCCAACACUGAAAGUCAGAUCCAUCCAGACUUAAAAGACGCAUCAACCUUCAAUGACAGAAGUAGCUAUUAACGUCAAAUAUUAUCAGCUUAGCCAUGCAUUGUUCGAACAAGUUUAGCUACUAUCGUCCUAAGCGAAAAUGACCGCUUUGCAAUACCAUUCACACAAUGUUGCAUAGUGCCAUUUUCUAUUAAUUUUAUUUUAAUUCUGCAGAUGUUUGGUUAAAAUCUCACUAUGUUUUAGUUUAGGGGUUCUUAUUAAAUAGACUUGGAGAUGUUAGAUUAAUAUGAAAUAGGUGUUACUCCCCGGGCAUUAAUUUACCUGGACCUGGUCGAUUCAGUGUUGGGACCAUGUGGUCACGGCAGAGUGGAUAUGGCUUCUGGUUAAAAUGACCGCUCCUACUACACCACCACCACUACCACACACAGACACAAUGUCUAUUAAAAAAAUAAAAUUAUUGUGAUCGCCUGUUUGUGCUUUAUUGGGGCUUUAUGCAGAAAUCACAUUCAAAAUAUAUGGUACAUUUUUAAGAGAGCGUCUGUCUCCACUACACAGAUUCAUUGCUCUUAUCUGGAGAGUUAGUUUCCCUAUAAAUCUUCAGUUCAGCCUAAAAAUGGCAGAAUAAACUUGACCAGGUGGAAACAAAAAUUCAUAUGAUUUUUAUGAGCAUUAUUUCAACAUUGCAAUAAACAUUAAUUUAUAAGUAUUUGAAGUCAUGGUUAAUGGAAUGGAAGCAGACUGGUUAAUCUUCCAACUACUACCCUUCUAAAUUAAGAAUCGAUUUUGGUGGAUUUUAGAUAGUCUUAAUAGAGAGGUUUUACCGUGCUACUUUAAAAAGUUUGUGUGGAUGACAGUAUGUCAGCAAAAAUGAAGUUUCAAGUAAUAACUGAGCAAUAUUGUCAGGUCUCACUUCUGCCUUUGUAACGAAUGAUCAAUUGGUUAUAAUUAUGCAUGUGACAGCAUACAUCAUCGUUGCAUAUUUUGAUUUAAUCUUGUCCAACGGCUCCAGAGAUUAUAAAAAUGUGAACUAUGCCUGGAAGUAUUAUUUAUUGAAGCUUUUUAAAACAAAAAAAAUCAGAUUACAUUUCAUCUCUUUUUCACUCCUCAAAUUUCUCCAUUUCUUUUAUAGGACAAAUGCACUGAAUUUUAUAUAAAGUUUAUAAAAAUAUCUGUAAAAUACUUUGACGAAAUUUUGUGUUCAGUUACCUGAUGUACUGUUUAUUGGAUUACAAAUUUAUCUCUUCUUUUGUUGCCUUAAGCAAACUUUUUGACACAAAUUUUGUGUUAUUUGGACCAAAAAAGAAGCGGAGCUAAUUCUUGUCAUGCUGCUAAAUUAAGACACUAUUUUGGGUUUGCAUGUAUUUGUAAAGCUUAAUCAAGAUAUUUUUAAUGAAUUUCAAUGAAAGUGCAAUAAAAUAAUCAUAAAUGAAAAACAGAAUUAUUUCUUUGAAUUGAAACAUUUGAUUUUUUGAGAUAGGUGGAUGGGGGUUUGGUUUCACUUUUUAAAUGAUGAUAAUUUUGUAUAUCCACUUAACGCAGUGACUCAUGUCUGUCAUAAGUCAUGUGACUUAUACCUCUUAGCAGAGCAUGGAAUGUUUGCGUGAAUCAAUACAAAUUGCUAUUUUGGCAACAAUAAGUUCAUACUGAGGACCAUAAAGUGCAUAGAUUGUUUUACUUUGUUAUAAUUGUGUAAAUGUUUCUAGAAAGACACUAUUUUAUACAAAACUAAAAUUGCCAUAAAUAAAUAUUUUUUCAACAAAUUGUGUCUUAGGCUGUCAUAAUAAAAGUUGAAAAGUUUCCUUAGCGAUUGAGAAGAGAUGAUUCAUAAAAGGUAGGGUGUGGCUACGCACAUUUGGUAGUGGAAGUAAACUGGUUGGCAUGUUGACAUGUUUUACCUUUUUUUAAAGUGAAUGGCUACAAGUAUUGCCAUUCUGUUCAUUUAAGUUACCAAAGAAAAUACAUGUAUCAGUAUUCAGCCAACUAUACUGGUGAGUUUUUGUUGUUUAAUUAGUGGCAAUAAACACUGGACAGAAUCUUUAUUCACCAUUGUGAUGUAAUAGUUGUGGAUGUUAAUUGUUUUCACAUGCACAACCUGCAUAUCCAUGUUGUAAGCAAUAAAAAGUAUGUCUGUAUAUAUUACAAUUGAAAA
Messenger RNA from Pomacea canaliculata, 6492 nucleotides. RefSeq lists its product as uncharacterized. The coding region runs from base 814 to 1530 and encodes 238 amino acids. The record is from RefSeq and is a predicted model, not a curated record. Lineage: Eukaryota; Metazoa; Mollusca; Gastropoda; Architaenioglossa; Ampullariidae. The transcript has 4 exons.